This is a messenger RNA of Candoia aspera, 7381 nucleotides long. RefSeq names its product kelch like family member 15 (gene KLHL15). NCBI's taxonomy places the organism in Eukaryota, Metazoa, Chordata, Lepidosauria, Squamata, Candoiidae. Gene Ontology annotation, cellular component: Cul3-RING ubiquitin ligase complex; nucleus. The transcript is spliced from 4 exons. The record is from RefSeq and is a predicted model, not a curated record. Gene Ontology annotation, molecular function: protein binding. Gene Ontology annotation, biological process: nuclear protein quality control by the ubiquitin-proteasome system; protein ubiquitination. The coding region runs from base 440 to 2254 and encodes 604 amino acids.
GAAAAUCCCAAGGGGAGGAGAUUCAGAGGCCAGGGGCGCCGGGCGAGGUGGGGCUAAGUGUUGCGUGCGCGGUUGGCGGCUUUUGUGAGGCAGCGGCGGUAGCGAAUAGGGCGGCUCCGUAAGGGGUGGCUGAUAUGCGUGAAAUGGGAAGGUGGCGACACUGGGAAAUUGCGACGCCCUCAGCAGCAGUAGCGACUUCGUAUUCAUGGAGAUUUUUCCUCCUUCUUCUCUGUGUUUCUCUGCCUUUCCUAAGGUGGUGGUGGUGGUGGCGGUGGCAGCGGCGGCAGCAGAAGCAACAGCGGAAGUGACGGUCAGUGUGGGGUGCUUGUCGUUGGGGGAAGAUGCCGACUGUGGCUGUGCUAGGCAGACCAGAAGAGACCGCCCCUCUUCGUAGGGUCAGCGGGAAUAGCUGUGCUUCAGAGCUGCUGAGAGGUGAUUCAUGGCAGGGGACGUGGAAGGAUUUAGUUCCUCCAUCCAUGACACCAGCGUCUCAGCUGGGUUCAGAACACUGUAUGAGGAGGGAUUACUGCUUGAUGUCACCCUUGUUAUUGAGGAUCACCAAUUUCAAGCUCAUAAAGCACUUCUUGCCACCCAAAGUGAUUACUUCAGGAUUAUGUUUACUGCUGAUAUGAGGGAACGAGACCAGGACAAAAUCCACUUAAAAGGACUGACAGCAACUGGCUUUAGCCAUGUUCUCCAGUUCAUGUACUAUGGAACUAUUGAACUGAGUAUGAGCACUGUUCAUGAAAUCCUGCAGGCUGCUAUGUAUGUUCAACUUAUUGAAGUGGUGAAGUUCUGCUGCUCCUUUCUCUUAGCAAAAAUAUGUUUGGAAAACUGUGCAGAAAUUAUGAGACUUUUAGAUGACUUUGGUGUAAACAUCGAAGGAGUAAGAGAAAAGCUGGAUUCCUUUUUGUUAGAAAAUUUUGUGCCUCUCAUGGCCAGACCUGAUUUUUUGUCCUAUCUCAGUUUUGAAAAGCUUAUGACUUACUUGGAUAAUGAUCAUCUGAGCAGAUUCCCAGAGAUAGAACUCUACGAGGCUGUUCAGGCUUGGCUGCGGCAUGAUAGAAGACGCUGGAGGCAUACCGACACCAUCAUUCAGAACAUCAGGUUUUGUUUGAUGACACCAUCCAGUGUUUUUGAAAAGGUGAAAACUUCAGAAUUUUAUCGUUAUUCCCGCCAGUUACGGCAUGAAGUGGAGCAGGCUAUGAAUUACUUCCAUAGUGUGCAUCAACAGCCUUUGAUGGAAAUGAAAUCAAAUCGCAUUCGUUCUGCCAAACCCCAGACUGCAGUAUUUAGAGGAAUGAUAGGACACAGCAUGGUAAAUAGCAAAAUUCUCCUCCUGCACAAGCCAAGGGUCUGGUGGGAGUUAGAAGGCCCACAGGUACCUUUGAGACCAGACUGCCUUGCUAUUGUUAAUAACUUUGUAUUCUUAUUGGGUGGGGAAGAGUUGGGGCCAGAUGGUGAAUUUCAUGCUUCCUCCAAGGUGUUCCGAUACGAUCCAAGGCAAAACUCUUGGUUGCGAAUGGAAGAUAUGUCUGUACCACGGUCAGAAUUUGCUGUUGGUGUUAUUGGAAGAUACAUCUAUGCAGUAGCUGGAAGGACAAGAGAUGAGACAUUUUAUUCAACUGAACGAUAUGAUAUUACAGAAGAUAAGUGGGAGUUUGUAGAUCCUUAUCCAGUCAAUAAAUAUGGACAUGAAGGAACUGUUCUUGGUAGCAAGUUGUACAUCACUGGUGGAAUAACAUCAUCAUCUACAUCCAAGCAGGUGUGUGUGUUUGAUCCCAGUAAAGAAGGGACUGUGGAGCAGCGAACAAGGAGGACUCAAGUGGUAACUAAUUGUUGGGAAAACAAAUGCAAAAUGAAUUAUGCAAGAUGUUUUCACAAGAUGCUUUCUUAUAAUGGCAAGCUUUAUGUUUUUGGAGGUGUCUGUGUAAUCCUGAGAGCCUCGUUUGAGUCUCAAGGGUGCCCUUCUACAGAGGUUUAUGACCCAGAUACUGAUCAAUGGACAAUUUUGGCUUCUAUGCCAAUUGGUAGAAGUGGCCAUGGUGUGGCUGUUCUGGACAAACAGAUAAUGGUUCUUGGAGGCCUUUGUUACAAUGGUCACUACAGUGAUUCAAUUCUUACUUUUGAUCCUGAAGAUAAUAAAUGGAAAGAAGAUGAAUAUCCAAGAAUGCCCUGCAAACUUGAUGGUUUACAAGUUUGUAGCCUACAUUUUCCUGAGUAUGUGCUGGAACAUGUUAGACGUUGUAGUUAAAACAAAAGACUCAAGAAGAAAGUAUUUAUAAUUCAUGAGAAAAGCAGAGUAGGGGGAAAGAAAACAGAUUAAAUUUCAUUGUCCUGUGUAAUAUACAUCUUAAUAAAAAGAAAAAAGUGUACAGGAAUGCAUCUACAAAGUUUAUUAGGAAUGCCAAUAACUGCAGUUUCAUAUUAAUUUUUUUACAUAUUGUAUGGUCUGAGAGAGGGGAAAAUAAAAGUUGUUCUUCCAUUUUAUGUGUGGUAAACCUAUAUAAUAGACACACACUGACACAGUUCUCUAUAAGCAAAAAUUUUAUUGUUCAGAAAUUACUGGAACAUACUGUUUUUGAAAGAUGGUUUAAAAACAAAUGUAUUGUGCAUUUUAAUUUUUUAAACAGGCUAAAAUUUCAGCACCCUUACUAUAACAUAUUUUCUUCUAAUAUAGCAGUGAAAUGGGCCUUUUGUUUUAUGUACAUCAUUUGUUCUUUUGAUACUUCUUUUUCACUUUUAUGCCCCCUUGAGCAAAUUUGACACAUCACAUUUUGAUAUUGGUCACAAUUUAAAAUAGUUUUAUAUUUUUUUAUAUGAUUUUCCUUAAUUUUAUGCAAUAGUUCCACUCAGUCUGCUGAAAAAUAAGUUUCUAAAAAUAAGAGUUUUUUACAAAAAUUCUGGACUGCCUUUGUUUUGUUUGUGAAUAAAAUUUAUGUAUACAAACGUGAAUAUACAUGGUCAAGAUAAAAUGCAUAUUUUUAUGUGCAGCUGAAAGUCUAUUUUUACUAGUGCACAGGUAUCAGCCAUAUCUGUAGAAUUUUAGCUGUAAUGGUAUCCUUUCAUAUGUACAUUCAUUGGGUAACUGAAAGCUUCAUUCCCAUUAAUGUAAUAUACGUUUGGUAUAUGCUAAUGGAUGCAGUAACGUUUGAAGUUCUUUUAAUGCAAAUAAGGAAGAAAGCAAACCUACUUGUAUGUGUGAAUUUUUUUAAAGAUAUUCCAGUUUAUCUUCUUAGUGCUUUGCCCCUGAAGUACCUACCAGAAAUGUGUGUAUUAAUCACAAAAACUGCUCUCUUAUGAGCAGAUAAUUUUCUCCAGGUAUUACCAGCUGUUGGCAAAACCAGUUCCUUGCACUGAUUAAGCUACUGUCCUUAAAAGCAGAGAUUUGACUGACCCAGCAUUAUUUCAGCAAACUGGAAAUAUUGCUGGCUUCACUAUCCCUAAAUAGGAUGGCUGGCAGGGGCAGGGACACUAUAUCCCUUGAAAUGUUGUUGAAUUACAACGCUUAACCUCAGUCAGCAUGGCCAGUAGUUGUAGUUCAGCAACAUUUGGAGUUCCCCACCUCUGGACAAGAGCAUGUUGCUAAAAGCACUUUCUAAAUGUGUAGAUACAUGUCUGAAAAUGAGUGAUAUCACUUAAUCUGAAUAGAACUCUGAAUUGAUACUGAACUUUCACUAUCUCUUUAAAGUAAUGUGGAAAUGUGAAAAAUAAUACUUGACAAUUUGAAACUUGCUGACUCUGGGCAGACUGCUGAGAUGGUUUCAUGAGACACAAUUGCUCAUGUAAAACAUGGAAAUAUAAACUGCACAAUUUUAUUUAUAAUUGGGAAUCUCUGUAGAACAAGUAUAUGCUAUAUUCUGGGAGUUUAAAAUCAUACAUGUGAUAAGUUCCCAAUUUGUAUUGUAUAUAACAGUAACAUAUUUGGCUGAAGUAAAUGAGGCUUUAAUGUUUAUAUAAUUGUGCCCUUUCCAGGCUCUUCUCUCUGAAAGAUAAAUUCAUGAGGCAAUAUUACUUUGUGAUUAUCUCCAAGAUCAUGAGUAUAAACUACCCCAAUAAUAAUAUGCUAUAUUUACUGAGGUCAUACUAUAUUAAAAUGAAAGCUAGACCAAAUUUUCCCAUUAGUUUCUUGCACACAGCCAAUAUUUGAAUGGUCUUGAAUUGCGUAUGUUUCUGAAAAAAAGAAGCAUCUUACUAGCACAAAUUCAAAUGCAUGUUAAGCCAAAAGUGAUUCUAUUGUUCUGUGUAACUUAUGUUUACAUCUGCAGAAGUAUAUUUUAAUGUGAACGUUGGAUAGUUACUGACUUUCCUAAGAUGCAAACAAAACUAAAUUCUGUAAUUGGCAACUUCAUAAGACAAAACGGAAUUUGUGUGUUAGGGAAAACGCAGUGGCAGAGACAUAUUCUGUUCUGCUCUAAGACAAAACAACCCUGCUCAGAAUAGGUUUGAAGGUAUAUCGGUAAAUCUGAAAUAUAAAUAAAUAAAAUAAAUAAAAAUAUACCAUCAUUCUCCCAUUUUGCUAUAAACCCAUUCAUUUCUGUAUUAGUAUAUAGAUAGGGGGAAGUGCAGUUUAAUGCACAGCAUGUUCCAAGAUCUGAUGUAUAACUUCCCACAUCCCAUCUUAAGAAUUUAUGCAUUGCUAGAGAACAGUGUAAACCUAAGUCUCUCAAAAUAAGUGGAGUUCUGUGGUAACUGCUUGAAAUUUUUCUCACCAUAAAAUUUACUUUUAAUUAUUUUAGUCAGUCUAUUCAUUAGACUAAAAUUAACUCAUUCUAGAAGUGUUUGUAGUAGCAGGAUAAAAUCAGAUUAAAAUUGAAGUGGAUUUUUCCUAAGUAUGUUAGAGCCAUUUUCAUAUGAUGUUAAUUAUAACAUGUAUGAAUAGCAGAGAGGCUUAGGCACUUACUGCACUUGCUUCACUAUGGUUGUUACGAGAUCAAAGACUUCUGGUUGUAAGAGAAUGAGAGUUCUUGAUUGUAUCUAACUUGGGGAACUUUCAUUAGGCUAGGUUUAAACUAUAGUUUACCUUCUUGGCUUUUAAGAAAUGUUUGAACACAAAUGGGAGCUCUAGCCAGUUUUAAAGUGAACUUUACAAGUCGCCUUGCAGCUAUAUCUGAAAGGGCUUCUAAGCCCAAGGUCUUCACUGCUUAUGUGUAUAAAUGUUUUUAUAAAAUAUGCCAGAACGUGGCUACACAUGCAAAGCUCAUAAAGGCAUUUUUACUCUAGGAGUGCUUUUAACAGAAUCCUCCAUAUCCAAAUCUGAAACAAAAUAAUUUAUAUAGUAUGUGGCCUGAUCAAUACCUAAAUCAGCUUGAAUAUCAUAUAGAAGAAAUGUUUAAAAAACAAGUAAUUUAUCAUUGAAGGAAUAAUAAAGUUAUGAAAUAUGUUAAUAGAUAUUUGAACUUAUGAACUGCUUUCUCACAUUAUAAGUUAUCUGAAAAGAUACAUAAAGGUAAUGGAACCAGUUACUUAAGAUUCUAUGGUGCUUGUGAUUUCUACUUAAUCACUAUUUCUCAUUCCAUUGUAAUACAAGAGCCUGGUUUUAUGCACAUUUAAUAAGAAGUUAGCUCAAAUGAGUUUACGGUACUUGGGCUGAUACUUAAGUUAGCCUACAUAGGAUGUCAGUCUUAAGUUGUUCAAGCCUGCUCUUACACACACUGGAUAAAAAACUUAACCAUCUUAACGUGAAUUUUGCUGUUCUUGCUUUUUUGAUUAAAAGGCAAAUACUUUCAGCUUAUAAAUGCCAGAUGACUUCUAACCUAUUAUCUUCCUUUGGUUCAUGAUAUUAUUCUAAACUGUACAUUCUUGAAAUUCCUAUGCAUAUGAACAUAACUUAUCAGUUGUUAUAUACUUAAGGUUACAAGAGAAAAGAAUGUAAGAAUGUAGCAGAUACAGCAAAUCACUCACCCUUUUGGUAUUAAGAAUUGUAAUUAUUUGGCAUUUCUCCAUCCAUGUCUGUCACAACUAUAGUUUGUUGAUUCCUGUGCUCUCCUAAAAAGCUCACUAUUUGGUUUAAGCCAUUUUCAUUUGCAUUGGUAAUUAAAAUGCCAAAUUUAGUGCCAAAAUGGGAGAAAACUAAAAACAUGAAAACGAUUUUUAGAGGAUUUAAGCAUAAUGCAGUAGACUAAGGCCUGGGCAUUUCACUUGGGAGGCUGCAUACGUUAGGUAUAAAAAAGUAACACUUGGCAGGGUUAGAAGAAAAAAAAAGACUUUAUUCUUAGGGACAAAUGGUUCUCCAGAACCCCUAGUGUCUUGCAGCAAUUAACUAAUGUUUACAUGUGCUUAAUAAAUUAUUUUUUAAAACAUCUUACUCUAGAAAGACUGUUCUUAACUUUUAUGACACAUUCAUGUUGAUGCAACUUAAUUGUGAAUAGCAUUUCCCGUAUUAUCCUAGUGGAGGAAAAUAAUACAACUAAAAUGACAAGGAUACUACUUUAAAAAAUUAGGCACCAAUAAAAACUUUGAGCAUGAUUUGUAUGUCCAUUUCUUAUGCCAGGUUAGUCAAUACUAGAAGAAAAGUUAUUUGGUCACACUUAAAACUGUAAAAAUCUCUAGGCUAACCUCACAGAGUUCCAUCACAGCUAGUUUUUUAUUUAUGUCAUGGAGUAGUUGAAUGUGAAAAUUUUGUAUUUUUUUAUUAUCACGUAAGUUACUGAUGUUCGAAGGCUUUUAUUUUUUAAUUCCAUUUCUGAAAUGAGAAUGUCUGUACACAAUUCAACAAUAUCACUCCUACCAUGGGUAUAAACAAGAAAAGGAAAUAAGGGCCAAUACCUGAAAACAAAAUUUGCUUCAAGUUCCACACCAGAAAAUGUUUUUCCCCUGUUUUAUGGCAUCAUAGUAAUUAUAAAGUUUAUUCAACUACUAUAGAAAGGGACACAUACAUACAUUUGAACGAUAAUCAGGACUACUUAUUCUGAAUUAUAUUAGUAAGUUUUAAUUAGGAUUAAAUUUCAUAUGUAAGUUUUAUAACUAGAAUUUCAAAUACCACACCAAAUAAAUUUUGAGAAUAUAGUAACAAGUUAGAGGAGCUGCUGUUGCAGGAUGAUUAUUUAUGCAUAUCCAGUGUUGCUUUGCAACGUAUCUAAUAAAAUGUUUUCAUGUUAAUUUGAAGUUACCUUUGAAUUGUGCUACAGUAAAUUGGAAUACUUUGCUCAAAUAUGCACUGUGCAGUUGUAAUAAUUUUCCUGAAGCAGUUGUAAAACUGCAAUCUUUUAAAUUUUUUAAAAAGCAUUUUUUUCUUUCUACUUCUCUGCGAACGUUAAUCUGACUCAUCCUGUGAAUGCAUUUUGUUCAGCCAUGCAUAUAUACUCUAUUCUGUUUUUAAGCAAGGUGUAAAAAUUGUAUAUAAAUAAGAAUGUAAAUAAAAUAUUUUUAAUUUUCAUUA